Messenger RNA from Staurois parvus, 356 nucleotides. The record is from the annotation of a GenBank genome assembly. Lineage: Eukaryota; Metazoa; Chordata; Amphibia; Anura; Ranidae.
AUGCAGACUGCUUCUACAGACAUUUGUGAAAGAAUGGGUCACUCUCAGGAGCUCAGUGAAUUCAAGCGUGGUACCGUGAUAGGUUGCCACCUGUGCAAUAAGUCCAUCCACGAAAUUUCCUUGCUACUAAUUCCACAAUCAACUGUUAGUGGUAUUAUAACAAAGUGGAAGCAACUGGCAACAACAGCAACUCAGCCACCAAGUGAGCGGGUCCGUGCAUACUGAAGCACACAGUGCGCAGAAGUCGCCAACUGUCUGCAGAGUCAAUAGCUAAAGAACUCCAAACUUUGUGUGGCCUUCAGAUUAGCACAACAUUAGUGCAUAGAGAGCUUCAUGGAAUGGGUUUCUAUGGCUGA